Molecule: messenger RNA, 1785 nt
Organism: Sus scrofa (pig)
Lineage: Eukaryota; Metazoa; Chordata; Mammalia; Artiodactyla; Suidae
Source: RefSeq, a predicted model, not a curated record
CACUUUUCUCACUCUAGCUGCAGCAAAGAGGACCAGAGCUUCCAACCAAAAUAUCUUGCAGAUCAAGUUACUUCAGACCCCCAGCACCAUGGAACCUCUUCUGUUACUCAGUCAACAAAAUCUCUUGAUUUUAAAACUCUUCGUCCUACUUCGAAAUGUAGAGGCACUUCACCUAGAGGAAGUAAAAAUUUCUCUUCUUCAUCAGAUACGUCUUCUUGCUCAUCUUUCUUCAGAAGAAGACAUUCUUUAUUUGCUAAAUUUCAGAAAAGCAAUACUUCACUUCAUUCUGGACAAAGUAGAGCUAACUUUGAUUCUCAAGAAAAAGGAAGCCUCCGUGAUUUAAAAUCUCGCUCGGCACAUUUUCGAUUUAGAUCUGGAAGUCUUUUCUCUGCCCCCAAACUGAAUGUAGUUUCCUGUUAUGAGAGUGCUAGUACUUUUUUUGAUACUCAUUCAAGUAGUCAGUACAUGUUUAAUCCAAAUGAAAUUGAAAUCACUUAUAAAACUUCGUAUAUUACUGAUGCUGAGAAAUAUAUAAGCUCUAGUUCACCUGCCUAUAACACUAAGCAUUUUAUGAGUUCUAAAACAAAAGUUGAUUCCUCAGCCCAUCGGAACACUGUUGCUAGCAUCUAUCAGAGCACAGAGACCAUCCUUACUGUUCCAACUAUAAUUUCCUACUCCUCUCAACAACAUGGAAUUGCCAGUGAUAUUCAAGAAAGAUACCAAUUAAAGAAAAAUUUCCUUCAUCCUGGUUUAAAAAGUUACAGUAGAAGUAAUUCUCCAGCUGUGGUUCAACAGCCUCCCGCUCAAAGUGUAACUCCCAUUAUUCUCCACAAUACUGGAUUUACUUCGUUUUAUAAAAAUGCUCGUAGCUUUACCCCAUCUCAAAAUGAAGUUACCUCAUAUCCUUUUGAAGAUGAAAACAAUGCUAUCUCGUCUAAAGAUGAAGACAAAUCUUCACCUAAUGAAAUUCCUAAAAUAAGGUCACCUCAGACUUUACCCUUUCUUAGAAGGGCAGCUCAAAUCAGAAGCUUUUCCCCCAGUCACAUCCUAUAGUCUGUAGAAGUCAAUGCUCAAUUUUCAUAGAAAUCUCCUCCCUUACUAAACUUUAUUGCAUAUUCUAAAAAAAAAACUACAUUGGAGUCUAAAUUUAACUUUAAUUCCUAUAUUUUUUGAAACAUAGUUUAUUAACAUUAUUGAAAUAUGGAAGUCAAAGAUUAUUCAUCUGUUUCAGGCUUUUAACAGAUUUACUGCUUAUGGAUUGACCAUUCCCAAAUUUCUAAGUGGCUGGUGUAGUAUUUCUGUGGUCUGAAAAUAGCAUCAAGCUUUGAUAUAUAGGUGUUCUAAAUGUAUUACAUUCUAUGAGAGUUUAACAUCUUUUAUUCUACUCUAAUCAUUAAGAUAGUGUUCCUUUAUAAUAUAUAGAGCCAUAUUCAUCAGUUCAUAUAUUCCUCUUUAUUUCAGCCAUGCUAGCUAUAUUUCUCAUGCCAAAUACCCCACUGAUAGACAGUGUUUUUGCUAAUACAAAGAUCAAAUCAUAAGUAAAAAUGUACUGUAGUGGAAACAUGUAGAAUAUAUUAAACCAGGUAUUUUAAUUAAAUAAUUUUAAUACAUAUUCAUAUAUGCAUAUGUCUGAGAAUUCAGGAGACUCUAAAAUCAGAGAUAAAAUAUAAUUAGUCUUUUUAUUUUUAAAAGUGAAAAUUUUCAGAUUUUUUCCAAAAUUUUUAUUUUUAAAAAUUUUAAAUAAAAUUUUUAUUUUAAGUGUCUCCAGGCAUUUUAUUUGUUUUU